UAACACAUCUUAAGUUUGAGAGAGACUCGGACGACAUAAGCAGCGACCUCCAUCUGGACUAUUAACCUGCUGUUUUACUAUAAAAAUCAGGAUCUUCAUCGGCUUCGCUUUGAAUUCAAUCCGGCCGUCGGUUUUUAGACUAUUUUAUUAUGUGGAAAUUAAGCAAUUUUGGUUUGAUAACUUGGAUAUACUUUGCGUGCAUUUCACCGGGUUGUACAACUACCAUCGAGCCGACGAGCGAAUCUACAACCUUUGAUAACAUCAUGGACAACUCCACUGAAUGGAUGAUGGACUUUAGUGACGUCGAGUCCAAGUUUUCUUUCAGAACCAGCGAGGAACCCGAGGACGAUUUGUGUUAUAUAGUUCCCGGUCAACCCCAAACCAUCAAAGAAUGUAACUUUAAUAUGGAGACCCAGACGUUCAUAGUUAUCCACGGGUGGACGGUCACGGGUAUGUUUGAGAGCUGGGUUCCCAAGCUGGUGACUGCCCUGUAUGAACGAGAGCCAACGGCCAAUGUCAUUGUGGUGGACUGGUUGACACGCGCGCAGCAGCAUUACCCUACAUCAGCCGCUUACACCAAGCUAGUAGGCAAAGACGUGGCCAAAUUCGUCAACUGGUUGCAGGCUGAGAUUGAAUAUCCCUGGGAGAAACUGCACCUGUUGGGCUACAGUCUUGGAGCUCACGUGGCAGGAAUCGCUGGCCUUCUUACCAAACAUAAAGUUAACAGAAUUACAGGUUUGGACCCUGCCGGUCCCAGCUUCGAGUAUGCUGACGCCCAGAGCACUCUUUCCCCCGACGAUGCUCUUUUCGUGGACGUUCUUCACACCAACACCCGUGGCUCUCCGGACCGCAGCAUCGGGAUUCAAAGGCCGGUGGGCCACAUAGACGUAUACCCCAACGGCGGUACCUUCCAACCUGGUUGUAACUUCCAAAACACGAUGUUGAUGGUGGCCACUACUGGUUUGAGAAACAUGGAUCAGAUCGUGAAGUGCUCCCACGAGCGCUCGGUUCACCUGUUCAUCGAUUCGCUCGUGAAUAUGGAACAGCAAAGCAUGGCUUACCACUGUAGCUCUAAAGAAAGCUUCAACAAGGGCAUGUGCCUUAGCUGUCGCAAGAACCGCUGCAACAAGGUGGGCUACGCCGUCAACAAAAUCCGCACACGCAGGAGUACAAAGAUGUACAUGAAAACCAGAGAUAUGAUGCCGUAUAAAGUUUUCCAUUACCAAGUGAAGGUCCACUUUUUCGGCAAGACCAAACUGAGCUACACCGACCAGCCGAUGAAGAUUUCAUUGUACGGCACCGACAAUGAGAAGGAAAACAUUCCCUAUGUUAUGCCUGCUUUGAACACGAACACGACAGUGUCUUUCCUGUUGACCACAGACGAGGACAUCGGAGAUCUGCUCAUGGUGAAACUUCUCUGGGAGAAAGACACGCUCAUCAGCUGGCCCUGGUGGAACCCAGACACCUUCCACAUUCGCAAGCUGAGGAUCAAAUCGGGAGAGAAGCAAUCUAAAUUAAUCUACAGCGCCAAAGAAGGCGAAUUUUCCUACCUCGCCCGCGGAGGCGACGCCGCCGUUUUUGUGAAAGAAAAAGAAACCCAGUCGAGCCGCAAAAACCAGAGAUUGCACAAGCUGAAGAUGCACGGAAGUUCGUUCAAACAAAACACGGAGUAGAAGCACAUCAAAACCAGCUCUACGGGAACCUGCACAGAAUUUGCAGAGAACUGGAACGAUGGAGAAGGACUUCUUCUGUGUUCUGAGCUUCGCCGUACCUAAAUCCUGAAACACAUGCCGCAAGAAUCUCGAAAAUGUUACUGCUGUGCAGUUUGAAACAAAAAAGCCACUUUGAAAACUGCUGAGUAUUUCAUAGCCUCUUGGGCCACAAGAGAAAAGAAACAGAAAAUUCUGUCUAGACAAUCUGUAACAUGAAUGGAUAAUCACAUGCCUCUAUGCAAUACACACAUGCAAGUAUACUGUGAUGAUGUGUUUGUCUGUCUGCUUUGGUUAAACAAAAGUGAAAGUGUGGGGAUUUUGCCAUCAUUUAUUCACCCUAAUGUCAUUCCAAACCUGUAUGACUUUCUUCUGUCAAACACAAAAGACAAUAUUUUGAGAAAUAUUGCUGUGGUUUUGCGUUCAUGCAAUGGGAGCCAGUGUUGUUUGAUUACCAACAUUCUUCGAAAUAUCUUCUUCUGCAGAUGAAAGAAAGUCAUACAGGUUUGGAAUAACAUGAUGGUGAAUAAAUUAUUCAAGAAUCUUCAUUUUAGGGUGAACUAUACGUUUAAAUACCUGAGUUUGCUUGCUGUCCACCAAAGAGACAAUGCUAGCUGAAGUAUUUUCUUUACUGUUGGACAAAAAUGUUGCUUGAAACGUGUUGUUCGGUUUAGCUCUCUGACAACAUUAUAACGUCUGUUGCACUGUGAAGUAGUUUUCUUGCACCAAAGCUGUUUGCUAGCUAUGCUAAUCUUCUUUGCCUCGGUUUCAAAGCAACAGUUCAGUCUGGCCUGUAUGUUUCUUUUUGCUUGCAACUGAAUACAAUUAGCUGUCACAAAAAAUGGGACCAACAUCUUUCUCUACUGAAUCAAAAUGAUUACUGUACAUAUGUGUAAUUUUCAUUAUACAUACAUUCAUAUACAGUUCUUCAAAUGUCUACCUUUCUUUUGUUUCUUGGGUCAUCGUCUGGCACAGGUCACUUUAAAGGCUUGCCUCCCUUUGAUUGGGUUUCGUUUGGAUAAACCUGCGAAUGACAUCAAACAAUUUUGUCUCCUGAUGCAAUUACUGUUUUAUCUCUUUACCCCCAACUCAAGCGAUGUUUUGUCUGCAUAAAAUUUACAAACGUAAACUUUUAUUAUCACACGUGGGCCAGCCAGGAUGUAUAAAGACACAUUUGACCUAAAGAAUGAAAUGUAGACGUUUUCUAAAAGGCCUGACAAGAAUGACAGACCUACAUGAUAGCCACAAGUACACAAGCCACAGAACUGCAAAUUGUUCUAUUUAUUGAAUGUAUAUAUUUGUAUAUUAGGCACAUUAUAUAUGUUUUUCAUGUUUCUGCUCCUGGCUUUUUCUGUUGAGUUAUAUAUCCUCUCUUUAUUUUUAUAAGCAAACAGCUGUUUUGUCGGAUUGUAGGAAGCGAUGGUUUUAAUAUUUGAUGAUUAUGAUGUCAUUUUAAUAAACGUUACUGUAUGA
This is a messenger RNA of Triplophysa dalaica, 3182 nucleotides long. It is a transcript of the gene lpla, whose product is annotated as lipoprotein lipase a. Bases 150 to 1673 code for a protein of 507 amino acids. The record is from RefSeq and is a predicted model, not a curated record. The transcript has 10 exons. Gene Ontology annotation, molecular function: lipoprotein lipase activity; apolipoprotein binding. NCBI's taxonomy places the organism in Eukaryota, Metazoa, Chordata, Actinopteri, Cypriniformes, Nemacheilidae. Gene Ontology annotation, biological process: lipid metabolic process.